This is a messenger RNA of Pungitius pungitius (ninespine stickleback), 2465 nucleotides long. RefSeq names its product RAR-related orphan receptor B (gene rorb). Gene Ontology annotation, cellular component: nucleus. Lineage: Eukaryota; Metazoa; Chordata; Actinopteri; Perciformes; Gasterosteidae. The record is from RefSeq and is a predicted model, not a curated record. Gene Ontology annotation, biological process: regulation of transcription by RNA polymerase II. The transcript has 10 exons. The coding region runs from base 398 to 1816 and encodes 472 amino acids. Gene Ontology annotation, molecular function: RNA polymerase II cis-regulatory region sequence-specific DNA binding; nuclear receptor activity; zinc ion binding.
CCGCUCGUUCCUCCCUCAGCCCGCAGAAAACAGUGAAACCCUCCCACAGAGGUGAGAGCGUAGAUGACAUGAGGAAAGCGACCGCACCGCCACAGCGCAACGACCGACGCACCGUGCGACCUCAGCCCGACUCCCUGCGCUUCGCUCUGGGAUGCUUUUAGCGCAGCGACGCCUCCACUCAGGACAGCGCGUGGACGUCAGAAGCAGAUCGCCGACACUCUUUUCGUUGUUGUAGUUAUUUUUUUAACCGAGGAUCUUUCCCCCGGCAGCCGCCCCCCUCUCCGCCCCCAAAGCUCCCCCCCCCCCAUCCCUCCCGUUUCAAGUGUUUAUGUUUGUUUCUUCAUGACUGCUGCUUCGGGAAGCGAGCCUCAGCACCAGCUCCAGCAACGGCAACACCAUGCGAGCCCAAAUCGAAGUCAUACCUUGCAAAAUCUGCGGAGACAAAUCGUCAGGUAUCCACUACGGAGUCAUUACAUGUGAGGGAUGUAAGGGUUUCUUCAGACGGAGUCAGCAGAACAAUGCAUCCUACUCCUGCCCCCGCCAGAGGAACUGCCUCAUCGACAGAACAAACCGCAACCGAUGCCAACACUGCCGCCUGCAGAAGUGUCUCGCCCUAGGAAUGUCCAGAGAUGCUGUGAAGUUUGGUCGCAUGUCCAAGAAGCAACGCGACAGCUUAUACGCAGAGGUCCAGAAGCACCAAGCGCGGCUGCUGGAGCAGCGGCAGCAGCAGACGGGCGAAGCGGAGGCUCUAGCGCGAGUUUACUCCAGCAGCCUGACCAACGGACUGUCCACCCUCAACCACGAGAUCGGGGGCACCUACGCCAAUGGCCACGUCAUUGAGCUGCCCAAGGCUGGCCACGGUAACGGAGGUGGAGUCCAAGGGGGAUACUAUGGGAUGGAUUCUACCCAGCCGUCUCCAGACCAGUCGGGUUUGGACAUGUCGGGCAUGAAGCACAUUAAGCAGGAGCCGGUGUACGACCUGACGCCAGUGCCUAACCUGUUCAGCUACGGAGGCUACCAGGACAGUCAGUUGGGACCCAAUAACGUCAGCAUGGGAGAGCUGGACCGUAUUGCUCAGAAUAUCAUCAAGUCCCACUUGGAGACAUGUCAGUACACAACAGAGGAGCUGCAGCAGUUAGCCUGGCAGACACACUCCUACGAAGAGGUCAAGAUGUACCAGAGCAAGCCUCGGGACGUGUUGUGGCAGCAGUGUGCCAUCCAGAUCACCCACGCAAUCCAGUACGUGGUGGAGUUCGCCAAGCGCAUCUCAGGGUUCAUGGAGCUGUGCCAGAACGACCAAAUCCUGCUGCUCAAGUCAGGUUGUUUGGAGGUAGUCUUGGUGCGGAUGUGCAGGGCGUUCAACCCUCUCAACAACACCGUGCUCUUUGAAGGGAAGUACGGAGGCAUGCAGAUGUUCAAAGCUCUAGGUUGUGAUGACUUAGUGAGUGCAGUGUUUGACUUUGCCAAGAGUUUGUGUUCACUGCAGCUGACGGAGGAAGAGAUCGCUCUGUUCUCAGCAGCUGUACUCAUUUCCACAGAUCGACCGUGGCUAAUGGAGCCUCGGAAAGUCCAGAAGCUCCAGGAGAAGAUCUACUUUGCUCUGCAGCACAUUAUGCAGAAAAACCACAUGGACGAAGAUGCAUUGGCGAAGCUGAUCAGCCGAAUCCCGACGUUGUCGGCCCUGUGCACGCUCCACACGGAGGAACUCCAGGCCUUCCAGCAGCUACACCCAGAAACCGUCAACGUCCUCUUCCCUCCGCUCUACAAAGAACUCUUCAACCCCGACCCCAACUCCGCCAUGGCCAUGCCCAAGUGACUGCCCGCGGCCCCGAUGCGACGGACGGCAUCGGCGGACGGCCGAGAAGACAAGGAGACAGCCACGCCCGACGAGACGCCCGACGAGACGCCGGCAGACGCGCCGGCCACGUCAGCGCCGUGGCAGCCGCGUGUUCCCGCGCCCCCCGAGCCCCACUUCAUGCCGGGGGGAGGGGAAUCGUCCGCCAGAAACUUACAGUUACCGCCAACAAUACUAGGAAUGUCAAGCACUUAUCCCAUCCUGUUCACCGAUACAGUCUGAAGAAUGUAUAUAUAAGCGAAACUCGCCCCCGAGCCACAACAACCGCGGGGUUUCCUCCCGUCUUCUGAACUGACUGACCAGAAAUGUACAGACUUUAAAAACAUCUAGGAACAAUUGUAAGCUGUCGAUCUUUAAAAGAAAUGGGUAAGUUAAUUUGUUUCAACACUGAAAAAAAAAUCUUUGGGGUUUGUUUAAUUUUUUGUUGUUGUUUUUUUUACAUGAGGAAAUGGUUAGGUUUAAGGCGGCGAAUGGGGAAGGGCGCUGUGGAUUUAGAAAAGCUAUUGUAGAUAUUCUUCUAGUGCAGAGCGGAUUCCAGUAUUACUUCUUGUUCUGUUAAAAUAAGUUAGUCCUAAUUUAAAUAUACAGCAGCCCACUGUGGCUGACUAUA